Messenger RNA from Bacillus rossius redtenbacheri, 1836 nucleotides. RefSeq lists its product as uncharacterized. Bases 1 to 1836 code for a protein of 611 amino acids. The record is from RefSeq and is a predicted model, not a curated record. NCBI's taxonomy places the organism in Eukaryota, Metazoa, Arthropoda, Insecta, Phasmatodea, Bacillidae. The transcript has 4 exons.
AUGGAGUCCCAGGGAGGUCGCGGUUACCCUGAGUCGCGGAGGAACUGUUCCGAGGCCGGCGACUCCAUGGAGUCCCAGGGAGGUCGCGGCUACCCUGAGUCGCGGAGGAACUGUUCCGAGGCCGGCGACUCCAUGGAGUCCCAGGGAGGUCGCGGUUACCCUGAGUCGCGGAGGAACUGUUCCGAGGCCGGCGACUCCAUGGAGUCCCAGGGAGGUCGCGGUUACCCUGAGUCGCGGAGGAACUGUUCCGAGGCCGGCGACUCCAUGGAGUCCCAGGGAGGUCGCGGUUACCCUGAGUCGCGGAGGAACUGUUCCGAGGCCGGCGACUCCAUGGAGUCCCAGGGAGGUCGCGGUUACCCUGAGUCGCGGAGGAACUGUUCCGAGGCCGGCGACUCCAUGGAGUCCCAGGGAGGUCGCGGUUACCCUGAGUCGCGGAGGAACUGUUCCGAGGCCGGCGACUCCAUGGAGUCCCAGGGAGGUCGCGGUUACCCUGAGUCGCGGAGGAACUGUUCCGAGGCCGGCGACUCCAUGGAGUCCCAGGGAGGUCGCGGUUACCCUGAGUCGCGGAGGAACUGUUCCGAGGCCGGCGACUCCAUGGAGUCCCAGGGAGGUCGCGGCUACCCUGAGUCGCGGAGGAACUGUUCCGAGGCCGGCGACUCCAUGGAGUCCCAGGGAGGUCGCGGUUACCCUGAGUCGCGGAGGAACUGUUCCGAGGCCGGCGACUCCAUGGAGUCCCAGGGAGGUCGCGGUUACCCUGAGUCGCGGAGGAACUGUUCCGAGGCCGGCGACUCCAUGGAGUCCCAGGGAGGUCGCGGUUACCCUGAGUCGCGGAGGAACUGUUCCGAGGCCGGCGACUCCAUGGAGUCCCAGGGAGGUCGCGGUUACCCUGAGUCGCGGAGGAACUGUUCCGAGGCCGGCGACUCCAUGGAGUCCCAGGGAGGUCGCGGUUACCCUGAGUCGCGGAGGAACUGUUCCGAGGCCGGCGACUCCAUGGAGUCCCAGGGAGGUCGCGGUUACCCUGAGUCGCGGAGGAACUGUUCCGAGGCCGGCGACUCCAUGGAGUCCCAGGGAGGUCGCGGUUACCCUGAGUCGCGGAGGAACUGUUCCGAGGCCGGCGACUCCAUGGAGUCCCAGGGAGGUCGCGGUUACCCUGAGUCGCGGAGGAACUGUUCCGAGGCCGGCGACUCCAUGGAGUCCCAGGGAGGUCGCGGUUACCCUGAGUCGCGGAGGAACUGUUCCGAGGCCGGCGACUCCAUGGAGUCCCAGGGAGGUCGCGGUUACCCUGAGUCGCGGAGGAACUGUUCCGAGGCCGGCGACUCCAUGGAGUCCCAGGGAGGUCGCGGCUACCCUGAGUCGCGGAGGAACUGUUCCGAGGCCGGCGACUCCAUGGAGUCCCAGGGAGGUCGCGGCUACCCUGAGUCGCGGAGGAACUGUUCCGCGGCCGGCGACUCCGCUGCGGUCUUGCCGCUGAGGCCGCCUGCUCCAGAGGACCUCGGCAUGGACAAGGACUCCUGGAUGGAUGCGACGGCGCGGUUCAGCCUGGACACCGCCCUCACCAGCCUGGGGGCGCCGGAGCGCGACAGCGAGCAGGCGAGGGCCGCCGAGUCGAACGCGCGCGUGCAAGCUCGCGAGCCACGCGUGACGUCACUGCUGGCGAAGAGAACAGCGCGGUGCCAGGGUCGCCAACCGGACAACAGCCGAGUGGAGAGAGUGGCAGGGAUGAGUCCACACAAGAAGAGCAAGGAAGCAUCACUUGGUGAUCUGCUGGAACUGCAGCAAGAUGACAAGGUGCAUGAUGAUGACACCGACCAUCUGAGAUUCCUGAAAUGGAGUUAG